Messenger RNA from Notodromas monacha, 579 nucleotides. NCBI's taxonomy places the organism in Eukaryota, Metazoa, Arthropoda, Ostracoda, Podocopida, Cyprididae. The record is from the annotation of a GenBank genome assembly.
AUGGAGCAAGUCCUCUCAUGGAAUCUCAAAGAGCUUUUGAAUGAUGGCAGUGGCGGCGAUUCAAACACAAUGACUGGACGAACGAAAAUGUUCCACAAUGCUUGCAUGACACUCCCAAUCAAAGGUGCGGAAGGAAGUCAAGGAUUAUUGGACUUGAUGGACCAGUUUGGCGGGUUUCCAAUGAUUUCACCAAAGUCGUCAAUAUCGGGAUGGAAAUUCAAUUGGCUCGACACUGUCAUCAAAAUGCGACAAUUGACGUAUUCGUCAUACCCAUUGAAUGUCUAUGUAUAUCUCGACGAUCUCGACAGCACCAAAUACGUCACUUUUGUGGACGAAUCUACAUUAGGAAUGUCGGACUUUGUUUUGCUCGGAGACCCAACAUCGCAAGACUUGACCGAUUACGUAGACUACAUGUACUACGCAGCGAAACAUUUGCGGGACUCCCGCGCAAUUAUUGCCAAAACUCCGCCAGAGGACACUCCAACAGACGAAGAUCUGUGGUUGGCAAUUCAAGAUGUUAAAACCUUUGAAAUCGCUUUAGCCAACGUGAGUACAUUAGUUCUUUCGAAUAAAAUAUUG